This is a messenger RNA of Pieris macdunnoughi, 1101 nucleotides long. The record is from the annotation of a GenBank genome assembly. NCBI's taxonomy places the organism in Eukaryota, Metazoa, Arthropoda, Insecta, Lepidoptera, Pieridae.
AUGACGUUAAGGCUGAUUAUAGUGAUAUGCGUAUUACAAGUGAUCACAUCGGUAAUUUGCAGUGACUACAGAAAUAAUUACACGCGGAUUAAAAGGGCGAAAUAUUAUUCUAAUCCACCGCCGAGAUUUUAUAAACUGCCGCCGCCACCUCAACUAGUACGAACUCCAUUUUCUUACACGCCACCCCCUGAAUACAUGGACGGGGAUCACCCCGCCCGAAAACCUGUUAAGGUAAAUAAAAACAAGGAAGGUUUAGGCGAUGAAGAUUUUAAAAAUCUCAUAAAACAUCUAUCGAAACAGGAUUUUGAUAGGAUACUCGAAUUGGCAGCGGAAAAAGACAGAUAUUCGAGACCCUUCGAAAAGAGACCGAGUAACGCCUAUAAUAGUGAGCAGGACUUUCAAUUAAACAAAGCGAUUCAGUUCCCCGAUAGUGACCAAGUAAUCCACAUAGAUGAUACGCCACCAAGCAACUUCGUUCAAAUCAAAUCCACUAACAACAUAGGAAGGGAUCCAUACGUUAAGCCUGAUAUCAGUCCAUACCUAAGUCCAGAAGAAUCUCAUCAAAAUGAACAAAUUUCAUACUUAAAUGGAGUUAUUGAACAAGAAUUUAAUCCUGACGUUAUAAAUCAUGAACCAAACAGUGACUCAAAUAGCCAUACAUUAUAUACAAACAGUGACACAAUGAAAGAAGAAAGAUUACCGAAGCCUGAUAAUUUAAGAGACGUUGCUGAUUUCGAAAUUUCAUACACAAAUAAUGUGCCUACGAUUGUAAAAUCAAGCUCAUAUAAAUUAGAAAACUUUGCAAAUUUGCCCUUAAUGAAUUACGAAAACUCCAAAUUAGAACGUGUUAACUCCUACAACGUUCCACAUUACACGGUAACUUCAUCCAGAAACCAACAGCCUCAGUCACUAUCAGUAUCGUCAUCAUUUUCAUCACCCGUACAACCAGCACCUCCAAAAUCAUUAGCAGCAGAGCAGAGCGAUGCCCAUCUCAAAGCUACCAAGAUCUGGACUCAUAAAUCUACAGGAACAGCCUAUAUCCUUCACGAUGAUGGAACCCUGUCUUUGGAGAGACCAAUUAGACCGAAACGAAAGUUUUAA